AAAUGUCGGAGAAAAGAUUUGAGAAUCAAGAAGACGGAUACGGGUUUGUGCGACCUAAUGAUUUUGAUCAUACUGUUUACAAUGAAUUUACUUCGUCUUACCUUCCUGUGUUGACAAGAAGAGCUAGUAGGUGGCAGCAAGUAGUCGGAAACAAGGCAACUGUCACCAAAUCAGCAACAGUAAAACGAUUUUGUAGGAAAGGUAUUCCAUCGGCUGAACGUCCCACAGCAUGGCUGCAUCUUAGUGGAGCCUAUGACAGGAUGAAGAGCAAUCCUCAUCUAUUUCAACAAAUGCUCGAUAUGGAACAUAAUAAAGAACUUGUGGAUACCAUCAACAUGGAUAUACAUAGAACAUUCCCUGACAAUAAGCAUUUUGCGGACACUCGAGCUGCUACAAAUUUGAGAAAGCCUUUAUUCAAUAUUUUGAUAGCUAUAGGACACAGAAACAGGACAAUAGGUUACUGUCAGGGGAUGAAUUUUGUGGUGGGCUUGUUGCUGCUUGUUAUGAAAAGUGAGGACAAUUAUGAAGAAAAAGUUUUCUGGCUUAUGGAUACAUUAAUCAACAAUAUUUUACCAGAUUAUUAUCACCCUGACAUGCAUGCUGUCAAACUUGACCAGGAAGUUCUUGGUGAACUUGUCAGAUGGAAAGCACCAGAUAUUUACCAUCAUCUUGAAACACAAGGUUUAUCAUGGUGCCUUAUUGGAAUGAAAUGGUUUAUCUGUCUAUUUGCUGAUGUCUUACCAGUAGACACCGUCUUGCGUAUUUGGGACUGCCUCUUUUAUGAAGGGCCAAAGAUUUUGAUGCGAGCGUCUCUAGUCAUUGUUCUCAAUAACAAAGAUAGAAUUUUAAAGACUACAGAUUUUAGUCAGGUUACAGACUUGUUCAAGGAAACUGUUGUGGGUCAGGAAAGUCUUCACUGCCAUCAAUUUUUAAAUAGUAUGUUUAAAAGUAUUGGAUCUUUACCAACAGCUAGAAUAAAUAAGAUAAGACGUCUUUGUGAAAGCAAGGUUUCAUAACUUGAACACUGAAGGGUUCAGGCUGUAAAAUAGCUGUGGUUAAAGGGAAAUAUAGUUAAUGAUGUUUAUCUGUCAGUGGUUUGCAAUUUAGAAUUGUUGAUUAAUUAUAUAGAAUAUUUUCUUGGUUUAGGUGUCAAUAAUUUAGAUAGACCUUUUCAUUUGAAUAUACUAAUGGCUAUACAUGUCUGUAUACUAAAAGGGUAUUUUUUCAGGUAACACCCAGUCAAUUAGAUUAUUUUCUUAAUUUUGUGAUUCAUAGAUUAAAUAUGUAUUUCACCACUUUGUCACAAUAAUAUAUUUUUCAAACUUCUGUAAAUCAAUAUGUUCUAAAUUUGGUUGCAUGAAGUCAUUGUUAAAAAUAUUAUCUGAUUUCACCGUUUUCAGUGUACUUGUAUUGUAUUCAGAUAAUCAUGUGAGCUCUCAAAUUUCAUUUAAUCUGUUUACUAGAUACUAUAUACCAGUACAAUGUCUUUUCCAUGAGUCAUUUUAUCUUAACAAAGAACUUUUUCUGUAACUUAAAAAAAAAUCAAGGGAAACCAACCUAUUAGCUAUUACCUCCCUUUUAUACUAAGGUAAAGUUUUAAACUAUUUUUUUACAGCAAAACAAUUUCUUUUCUCAUCCUUUCAAGUUCUAUCAAUGUGAUUAUCUGAACUUUUUAAUUGCUCACCUUAAUUUUAUUUAGUGUAAGUAUUGGAAAUGAAGUAUUUCAAUUUGGCCUCCCAGUAUGUUGAUUCUUUUUUUUUGACACUCAGGGGUUUAUUUAUUUAUAGUGAUGAUCACAGAGUUGUUUGCUAUAUUUUUGUUUUGCUUAAUUUAUGUGUAACAUGAUAAUUAUGUGCUUUAUGAUCAAUGUGUUUAUUUUGUAUUUUUGCUGUCAGAUGUUUUUGGCAAGUAUACUCAUCUUUGUUUUACAGAUAUUCAUACUGAAACACUUUAUAGUUACAAAUAAUUAACGUUACUUUGUGACCCCCAAAUCAUUCUUAAUACUCUUUUUUUUUAAAAAGCAAGUAUACUUAAAUACUGUAAGUGAGUAAGAGUAUAUUGUAACAAGUAAAGGUUUGUAGGUAUUUUUAAUUGAUUUUUAUUAUGUAAUAUUAAAUUUGUUUGCUUGCACAUUGUAUGUGUUGGGUAAUAUUAAUUAAUAUAAAUUAUAGGGAUACGUUGACAAACAGGUGUAAAUGUGAUGUAAAAAUAUGACUUGAUUUAUUCAUAUACAUGCACACUCGCAUCACAUGAAUAUAUAUAUAUGGAAGUCAUCCUAAUUAAUAUUGUAAUACCUCUGUAUUAACUAGUUCAUUUAUCAUGUGUCAAGUUUUAAUUUUUUUGUCAUGUGUCAAGAUUUAAUUUUAUCAGUAUCAGUAUAUGUUGUGUUUGUUUUGCUUUUUAAAGUUGUGAUUCCAGUAUUUUAAUUAUUUUGUUUUUACAUUUUUAUUAAGCUUGUAUGAACAUAUCUGUCAUAUUUUUUUAAAAUUAUUGUUUUAGUCCCUAAACAUAUCAAAAUAAUUUAAUACUCAUAUUUUUGCAUAAUCUUCUUAUCAUUUUUUUUGUUUGCUCCUAUAUAAAAAUUGCUGUAAAACAUA
Molecule: messenger RNA, 2597 nt
Organism: Ruditapes philippinarum (Manila clam)
Lineage: Eukaryota; Metazoa; Mollusca; Bivalvia; Venerida; Veneridae
Product: growth hormone-regulated TBC protein 1-A-like
Exons: 1
Coding region: 3-1016 (337 amino acids)
Source: RefSeq, a predicted model, not a curated record